Molecule: messenger RNA, 1016 nt
Organism: Salvia splendens (bonfire salvia)
Lineage: Eukaryota; Viridiplantae; Streptophyta; Magnoliopsida; Lamiales; Lamiaceae
Product: peptidyl-tRNA hydrolase 2, mitochondrial
Exons: 8
Coding region: 158-745 (195 amino acids)
Cellular component (GO): cytosol; mitochondrion
Molecular function (GO): peptidyl-tRNA hydrolase activity
Source: RefSeq, a predicted model, not a curated record
AAUAAAAUCAAGUAAAGGCCAAACAGAGCCCUAUUCCCAGCCUGAAAUCUGUGAACUUCCAAUUCCAUUACUUCUCCGAGUCUUCAUAGGCCAAAACCUCCCUCUUCAAUCCGACACGCCGCGUAUCUUCCUCCUCUCGACCUCAGGGAACUCUUCGAUGCAGCUUCUCACAGUGCAGAGUGCUGCUUUGGGGUUUGAUAUGAUAGAGAUGACUUGGCUCAGCGCAUUUUUUAUUGGGGCGGGUUGCUUCGCUCUAGGAUGCCUAAUUGGAUUGAGGCGUUCUUCCCGCGCCGCUCGGCGCUCAUCGAAAGGUGCUGAGGUUAACGAGGAGGGGAGGAAGAAGGUUAAUCGAGGCAAACCGCUGCUGGAGGUUGAAAAACUAGCUGAAAUUAUCGACGAUUUCAAGAUGGUUUUGGUUGUGAGGAAUGACUUGAAAAUGGGGAAGGGGAAGAUUGCUGCCCAAUGCAGCCAUGCGACUUUGGGGCUGUACAAGAAAAUCCUGAACCGGGCACCAAAAUCUUUAGGCAGAUGGGAGAUGUGUGGGCAGGUUAAGGUGGUGGUGAAAAUUGAAAGCGAGGAUGAUAUGCUUGUUCUACAGGAAAGGGCAAAAUCGCUAAAUUUACCGACACAUGUUACAAUUGAUGCAGGAAGAACACAAAUUGCUCCAAAUUCAAGAACUGUGAUGGCAGUCCUAGGACCAGCAGAGCUAGUUGAUGAUGUGACUGGUGGAUUGAAACUUUUAUAGUUGCAUAAUCAGAAAGCUUGUGGUUCCUAAAGUCGGCUUGAAAUGGGAAAAUGUGAAAAAAGUGACUUUCGUGACGACAAUGACGAAAAAUUCGAUCUGCAGAUGCGAUUUUGCCAGGAUUAUAUUAUCGUUUCUUCAAAAUUUUCAGCAAUCGAACUGUAGAAUGAGAUCUCCCAUGUUGCUACCAAACAGUUUGUAGUUUUCUGAAUGAUCUUAUAAUCAGCACCCUUUGCAUCACUUUGAUCAUACAUCUACUUAUGUGUUUUGUUCA